This is a messenger RNA of Corylus avellana, 2647 nucleotides long. Its product is annotated as ABSCISIC ACID-INSENSITIVE 5-like protein 7. Lineage: Eukaryota; Viridiplantae; Streptophyta; Magnoliopsida; Fagales; Betulaceae. Gene Ontology annotation, molecular function: DNA-binding transcription factor activity. Gene Ontology annotation, cellular component: nucleus. The record is from RefSeq and is a predicted model, not a curated record. Gene Ontology annotation, biological process: positive regulation of DNA-templated transcription.
UUCUGACAAUAUUUCAAGCCUAUUUUUUGGUUAUUUUCCUUUUUGUGGACUUUUUUUUUUUGUGAUUAAUGAAGAAUUUGAUGAUAUUGAGGAUUGGAUGCUCCACUCUAUAUGGGAGGAGCUUGGAUGUUUUGUACACCAAGUUUAGGAGAAAAAAAUCAUAUUUUUUUUUUUAUACUAUAAUUGGUAGUGAACAGAAGUAGCAGAAAUGGGGUAGUGCUUUUUUAAUUUAUUUUUUAAAAAAAGGUAUGGUUUUUGAGGUUUAUCAUGUUGAUUAUAAUAUGGGAAGAAUUGGGUUGGCUUUGGUUGAUAACUUCAAGUCUUGGUUUUGAUUAAUACUAUGGAUUUUAGUUAUGAGAUUAAUAUAGACUAUAGUCUUAGUAGUUGGAAAUCUAAAAGCUGUUUGUAAUUUUGUGAACAUAUAUGUUGGUGAAUCUUGGAUCUGAAUGAAGCUGAAGAAUAAACGGGACAAAAGUGCUUUGGUUUUCUUAACUGAUCUGCACCUGUUGGAUUGAUGGGUCAUGGGUGUAUAGGACAGUUUGUUUGCUUCUAGUUGCUUCUACUUUGCACUACUUCAGAUUCUUGCAUUGGUAUCUUAAGUCGAAAGUUUGGUUUUUGCAGGGUUUCAAUCAUGUGAAGCUAUAAUUGAGCUUAUUUUUUAACAUGGGAUUUUUAAUGGUUUAUCUUAAGUCUUGAAAGUUGGGGUUGUUGUACUUGUAUUUAAACUUUUAAAUAUCGGAUUUUUAUGUGAGUUUUUUGCUCCCCAUGGUUCCAAUUAUUUCAAGCUGUAAUUUCAGUAUUUAGUUUGUUUGCUCAUAUGGAUUAUUAUGUUUGCAGUUUGAUGUUUAUGGGUUUUCCAAUUUGGUUUCACUCAGUUAGUCCAUAAAUAGAUCUGAGUGUGAAUUUUUUGCUUCACUGACCCAUCAUUUUCUUGACUUGGUGAACUCCGGAUCUGAAUCUGAAGAAACCAACACAACGCAAACUGAAAAGUAUACUUGAUCUGCUCCGAGUGGAUGCUAUAUAUAUAAGGCAGUUUGCUUGAGCCAAUCUGUUGUCACUGCUGCAAGCUUUCAAAAUAUGGGGUCUUACAUGAACUUUAAGAACUUCAGUGAUGCACCACCUGGGGAUGGCGGUAAUAGGAAGCCACAGGGAAAUUCGACGCUGGCCCGGCAGUCUUCUGUAUACUCCUUGACCUUUGAUGAGUUUCAGAACACCAUGGGUGGGCUUGGAAAGGAUUUUGGAUCCAUGAACAUGGAUGAACUUUUGAAAAAUAUAUGGACUGCUGAGGAGAUUCAAGCCUUGACAUCUUCAGCUGGUGGGGGAGAAGGAAAUGUACCCGGUGGAAAUUUGCAGAGGCAAGGAUCUUUGACAUUGCCACGGACACUUAGUCAGAAAACUGUUGAUGAAGUUUGGAGAGACUUGUUCAAGGAAGGUAGUGGUGCUGCUCAAGAUGGGAGCGGCACUAGGGAAUCAAAUUUGCCGCAGAGGCAACAAACUUUGGGAGAGAUGACUUUGGAAGAGUUUUUGGUGAGAGCAGGAGUGGUGAGAGAAGAUACUCAACCAACUGGAAGGCCAAAUAAUACUGUAUUCUAUGGUGAACUACCACAACCAAAUAAUAACACCAGUUUAGCUUUUGGGUUUCAACAGCCAGUUCAAAGUAAUGGGGUCUUGGUUAAUCGGAUAAUGGAGAACAAUAAUUCAGUUCCUACUCAGCCUUCUAGUUUAUCUCUGAACAAUAAUGUAGGUGGAGUUAGAUCUUCCCAGCAACAAAUUUGGCGGCAGCCACAGCAGCAGCAACAUCAACAGCAACAGCCGCUCUUCCCCAAGCCUGCAACUGUGGCUUUUGCCUGUCCCAUGCAUCUAGUAAACAAUGGUCAGCUUCCUAGCCCGCAAAGGAGGGGUGCAAUGGUUGGAGUUGCAGAGCCUUCUGUGAAUACGACUUCAGUUCAGGGCAGCGGGUUACAGGGAGGAGGAAUUGGCAUGGUUGGUGUUGGUCCUGGGGGUGUCAGUGUCACUAGUGUGGCUGGAUCUCCUGCAAGUCAUAUAUCAUCUGAUGUGAUUGCAAGGAGUAGUGUAGAUACAUCAUCUUUGUCACCAGUUCCAUACGCAUUUAGCCGGGGAAGGAAGUGCGGUGGGGUUUUGGAGAAAGUAGUAGAGAGAAGGCAAAGGAGAAUGAUAAAGAAUAGAGAGUCAGCUGCAAGAUCACGGGCUCGUAAGCAGGCCUAUACCUUGGAACUGGAAGCAGAAGUUGCAAAACUUAAAGAAACGAACCAAGAAUUACAGAGAAAACAGGAAGAAAUUAUGGAAAUGGAGAAAAAAGAGAUUUUAGAGAAAAUGAAUCGGCAGUGGGGAAGUAAAAGACAAUGCUUGAGAAGAACGCUGACGGGCCCUUGGUAGAGACGAUAAAUCGGACUGUGGAUAUAAUAACUAGUGCUUGAGGACACAGAUGUAGGUGAUGGUGUUGUAUGAGAUUGGAAUGUGUAUCCAUGAUCUGAUUCUGGUCUUAUACUACAAAGAGUUUGUAGCUGUAUGUAUAGGAGCAGAUAGUGUUUGAGUUGUAAAUUACAAAGAUAAAAACUUUUGUGUUUGUAUACUUGUGUGGUAUCUAUUUGCAAACUUCUUUUUUGGGGGAGGGAAACCUCCAUUA